AUGAAAGAAAAAGAAUUCAUUAAGAUUGUGGCGAGCAGAUAUGAACUGGCUUCAACCAGUAGCGCGGCUGUGAUCCCAUUCAGCAGCCAAGCGACCAACGGAGUUCGGCUCGGCUCUAUGAGAACAGCAUUAUCGUUUGCUACUGCAGUGGAUAAUAUCCCGUAUGAUGCGUUGUAUACCCGUAUUGACCUUGCACUUCGCCUGGCCUAUGAUGAAUACUUUUCAUCGGAAGACUCGAACGAAACACAGAAACUAGUGAUAUUGCUGACCGAUGGAAUACAAUCUAUAUUCUCUGGUAUGACUCCACCUUACAUUCCAAUAGAGGAUACGGUACAGCUCCUUCGUUCCAAAGCUGCUCGUAUCUUUGCUGUUACUAUUGGGGAUAAUAUUGACAUGUCAGCGAUGAGGGCUGUUACUGUGGAAGACGACGACAUAUUUCAAGCCACAGAGUUCAAUGAUUUGGUAGCGAAAGCCGACUCGAUAUCGAAGACAUCAUGCAUUGACGCUCGUAAGCUAAAUUUCUUGUAUAUUUUGCAGCUAUUUUAA
Messenger RNA from Orbicella faveolata, 546 nucleotides. RefSeq lists its product as uncharacterized. The record is from RefSeq and is a predicted model, not a curated record. NCBI's taxonomy places the organism in Eukaryota, Metazoa, Cnidaria, Anthozoa, Scleractinia, Merulinidae.